AUGGAAAACAAGAAAGUAUUAAUGGUAUGCUUAGGAAACAUUUGUAGAUCUCCUAUUGCUGAAGCAGUAUUUCUUCAGACUAUAAAAGAUGAAGAAAUUGAGCAUCAAUGGGAUGUCGAAAGUGCUGCGUUAGGGUCAUGGCAUGUUGGUAACUGUCCUGACGAUAGGGCUAUGGCUACAUUGAAAAAGCAUAAUAUUUCAUAUUGUCACAAAGCACGCCAAGUUACGGAAGAAGACUUUACUAAAUUUGACUUUAUUUUUGGUAUGGAUGAACAAAACAUAAGGGAUUUGAAUCGCAGGGCUCCAAAAAAUGCAACAGCAAAAGUAAUGUUGCUAGGAUCAUUUGAUCCAGAGGGUGAUAAAAUAAUUAGAGAUCCUUAUUAUGAUAGUGGCUUGGAAGGAUUUGAAAAAUGUUAUCAGCAAUGUGUUCGAUCAUGUAAAGCAUUUUUAACAUCACUAAAUAAAAACUAGGAUCAUAUCAACAAAUAAUAGUUUUAUUAAA
This is a messenger RNA of Ctenocephalides felis (cat flea), 502 nucleotides long. RefSeq names its product low molecular weight phosphotyrosine protein phosphatase 1-like. The transcript is spliced from 5 exons. Lineage: Eukaryota; Metazoa; Arthropoda; Insecta; Siphonaptera; Pulicidae. Gene Ontology annotation, cellular component: cytoplasm. Gene Ontology annotation, biological process: protein dephosphorylation. The record is from RefSeq and is a predicted model, not a curated record. Gene Ontology annotation, molecular function: acid phosphatase activity; non-membrane spanning protein tyrosine phosphatase activity. The coding region runs from base 1 to 471 and encodes 156 amino acids.